AUGUUUUCAAGGUUUUCUGUUGAUCGUUGUGCUGUUUUCUUUAAGACAAUUUCAUGGUUUUCAUCUUCUUCGAGUAGUCGUGUUAGUGAUAUUAGAAAUGAACUAAUUGUUAAGCGCAGUAAAAUUCUCCUUGGAGGGGGUCAAAAUCGGAUUGGCGAUCAGCAUAAAAAAGGAAAGCUGACUUCACGUGAAAGAAUUGAUAUCCUCCUCGAUGAUGGCAGUUUUACGGAAUAUGAUGCCUUCAUGGAACAUAAUUGUACUAAUUUUGGCAUGAAAAAGAAUAGGAUUCCUUGUGAUAGUGUUGUUACUGGACAUGGAACUAUUAAUGGAAGACGGGUUUUUCUCUACAGUCAAGAUUUUACAGUAUAUGGAGGCAGUUUGGGUCUAGCUCACUCACAAAAGGUUUGUAAGAUUAUGGAUCAAGCUUUAACUCUGGGAACGCCUUUGAUUGGACUGAAUGAUUCUGGUGGUGCCAGAAUUCAAGAAGGCGUUGAAUCAUUGGCUGGAUAUUGUGAAAUAUUCAAGCGAAACGUGGAUGCAUCUGGUGUUAUUCCUCAAAUAUCCCUUAUAAUGGGACCAUGUGCUGGUGGCGCUGUCUAUUCUCCAGCUCUAAUGGAUUUUAUUUUUAUGGUUCGCGGUACCUCCCACCUUUUCAUCACUGGACCUGAAGUUGUCAGGCAGGUCACCAACGAAUCGGUUACUCAAGAUGAGUUGGGAGGUGCGAAAACGCAUACUACGCUUUCUGGGGUCGCUCACAGAGCUUUCGAUAAUGACGUUGAGGCUCUGUUGUCUCUUCGACAUUUUUUGUCCUUUCUGCCAUCAAAUAAUCGAGAACUACCUCCGCAUAGAGAAUGCUGUGAUCCUAUGAAUCGUGAUGUUCCCCUUUUGGAUCAAGUUGUUCCUCUCGAUCCCUUGGAGCCCUAUGAUAUGCACAAAAUCAUUAAUGCAGUAGUUGAUGAGUCUGAAUUCUUUGAAUUGAUGGAAUUCCACGCGCCUAACAUAAUCACUGGUUUCGCGCGUCUGGGAGGCUAUCCCGUUGGCAUAGUUGCCAACCAACCAACAGUCGCCGCUGGUUGUCUAGACAUUGCAGCCUCAGUGAAGGGGGCCCGUUUUGUCCGUUUCUGUGACGCCUUCAAUGUUCCACUCAUCUCUCUUGUUGAUGUGCCUGGAUUUCUGCCUGGUGUGGGUCAAGAGACCGCUGGAAUCAUUCGACAUGGUGCUAAACUCAUUUUUGCGUUUUGUGAAGCUACUGUACCGAAGAUUACGGUGAUCACUAGAAAGGCUUAUGGUGGAGCCUAUUGUGUUAUGAGCUCGAAACACAUGCGAGGCGAUAUCAACUACGCUUGGCCAUCAGCUGAGAUCGCGGUGAUGGGAGCUAAGGGUGCAGUGCCAAUAGUCUUCCGCAGUGAAUGCACCUCACCGGAGGCGGUGGCUGGUCUGGAGGCCUCUUACGAGCGGGCAUUUGCGAGCCCAUUUCCCGCAGCAGCUCGCGGCUACGUGGACGAUAUAAUUGAACCUCGUAGGACUCGAGCUCGUCUGUGUGCUGAUUUGGAAUUACUUCGAAACAAACGCCUUCCAACAAGUACGCGAUUUCCUCGAAAACAUGCUAAUAUGCCCCUGUAA
Messenger RNA from Rodentolepis nana, 1623 nucleotides. NCBI's taxonomy places the organism in Eukaryota, Metazoa, Platyhelminthes, Cestoda, Cyclophyllidea, Hymenolepididae. The record is from the annotation of a GenBank genome assembly.